Neoarthrinium moseri is the source of this 720-nucleotide messenger RNA. RefSeq lists its product as uncharacterized. Gene Ontology annotation, cellular component: membrane; endoplasmic reticulum. The transcript has 2 exons. The record is from RefSeq and is a predicted model, not a curated record. The coding region runs from base 1 to 720 and encodes 239 amino acids. Gene Ontology annotation, biological process: sterol biosynthetic process. NCBI's taxonomy places the organism in Eukaryota, Fungi, Ascomycota, Sordariomycetes, Amphisphaeriales, Apiosporaceae. Gene Ontology annotation, molecular function: steroid Delta-isomerase activity; cholestenol delta-isomerase activity; C-8 sterol isomerase activity.
AUGACUGACAACAAUGCAGGCGGCCUCCUGAUCGAGCAGAAGCUUCACCCCUACUACCCUCCAACCAUCGACUUGCCAGCAUAUGCCCCAAACGAAAUAGCAGUGCCAUAUCUCAUAUCGUCGUUCGCUGGAGCUAGCGUUUUUGUCUUUGCCUUGACGACUUCUUUGGCUCGUCACGUCCGACCCAGCAUUUCGAAUGGCGAGUUAUGGACCGCGAGAUGGUUCAUGCUGUGCGGCUGCAUUCAUCUAUUUUUCGAGGGAUACUUUGCAUUCAACAACGCCCAUAUGCCCUCACGUACGACCCUCUUUGGCGAACUAUGGAAAGAGUACGCCUUAUCCGAUCGUCGAUACCUGACGCGAGACGCCUUCGUCGUCUGCAUGGAGACCGUGACAGCUGUGUGCUGGGGACCACUCUCUUUUAUUGUCGGCUGGUUUAUCAUCAACGAACACCCGUUCCGGCAUCCAUUGCAGCUCGUUGUCAGUCUUGGCCAGCUCUACGGCGAUGUGCUGUACUACGCAACGUUUUUCUUCGACGAAGCCGUCUUUGGAGAAAUUUUCUGUCGACCGGAGAGAUACUACUUCUGGGCAUAUUUCGUGAUGAUGAAUGGGUUUUGGAUCGUCAUCCCGCUCUGGCUGCUUUUUCAAAGUGUGAUGGAGAGUGGCAGGGCUUUCUCUCGCUUGGAGACUGAAGAGAAAGUAGGAAAGAAGAAGAGCUCAUGA